AUGGAAAAAGAUAACCCAAUAAUGCAAUGCACCUACUGCAAUGCAUUAGUAUGGUAUUCAGAGAAGACAGGAGAAGACAGAGAUGGAGCACCUACCUUCACCAUUUGUUGCCAACAGGGUCGUGUGAAACUACCGCCACUCAGGAAACCGCCACCUUAUCUAGAAAAUCUACUCGCAAACAAUCCAGAAUUCAGGAGAUUAAUACGUGUCUACAACUCAAUCCUUGCGUUCACAUCUAUUGGUGCUAAGAUAGACUACAGUAUUAUCAUCGGAUUGGAUCCCUGCUUCCAGCUCCCGGCCAAGGAUCGAUAUAAGGCAAAUCAGAUUGAAGACCUGACUAUUAGAUUGGUUGGCCGGAAAGGGAAGGGAAAACAGUAUGAUUUACCACAGGUACAAGAGGUUGCAGGACUGAUUGUUGGAGAUUUAACAGCGACAACUGGUUAUCGAGACAUCGUUCUGCAGCUGCACUCAAGCCACUUGCAGGAGAUCAGAGACGACCACCCUUUGUUCAUGAGCUUACAAUAUCCACUUUUCUUCCACCCGGAAAUCCCACAUGCAGUAACACAACAAGGCGAGAGGAAGAGGAGUAAUAUUAGUACAAGGGAAUAUUACGCAUAUCAACUGCAGACACGACUAACUGAGGGAAUGACUAUUGUAAAGGGUGGACGUUUGUUUCACCAGUAUGCAGUAGAUGCUUAUACAGCCAUUGAGCAAAAAAGGCUCCAGUGGGCUAGGGAUAAUCAGGAGCAGCUACGAGCCGAUUUGUACAACAACGUCUUCGAUGCUGUUGGCAAGGGUGAGACAGAAGGAACAAAAAUUGGGAAAAGGAUAAUUUUGCCGUCAAGCUUCACGGGAGGGCCAAGAUACAUGAUUGAAAAAUACCAUGAUGCAAUGGCCAUAUGUAGACAUUACGGGAAUCCGACUUUGUUCAUCACCAUGACCGCAAAUCCUAAUUGGGAUGAAAUAAAGGAACACAUCGCAAAACAUGGUGAGACUGCAGGAAAUCAGAGACCAGAUAUGGAAACGCGUGUUUUUGAGAAGAAGCUUGGGGAUUUGUUAAAAGAUCUAGAGAAGGGUCUAUUCUUCAGCCCUUACAUUGCGGCCCUCCACACAGUAGAGUUCCAGAAACAGGGUCUGCCUCACGCACAUAUGCUUAUCUGGCUGAAAAGAGAAACAACAAUUCCAACACCCGAUGAGGUGAAUAAGAUCAUCUCUGCUGAACUACCAAACAAAGAAGAAGAUCCGAUUGGCUUUGAGCUUGUGGAGAAGCACAUGAUGCACGGCCCUUGUGGAGUGGACAGACCAUCCUCACCCUGCAUGAGUAAAAAAUUUUGUACGAAAAAGUACCCAAGGCAGUACAAUGAGUUCACAUCCAUCGACAAGUCAGGUUAUAUUAUCUACCGUUGCCGUCAUAACGAAGCAAGCAUUGUGAAAAAAGGCGUUACAAAUCUGGAUAACAGAUUCGUAAUUCCCCACAAUCUGGAAAUCCUGAAAAAAUACCAAGCGCACAUAAAUGUGGAAUGGUGCAACACAACAAAUGCCAUCAAAUACCUGUUCAAGUAUAUUACCAAAGGUGUCGACAAAGCAACAUUCAUGAUUGAGAAGGGAACACCGGAGCUUGGCGAUGAAAAAUUUAAAGUUGUUAAAGAAAGAAACGAGAUCCAAGAGUUUCUUGACUGCCGGUUUUUAUCGGCAUGUGAGGCGAUGUGGCGCAUAUUUGCUUUUCACAUCCACAAAGGAUUAAAUUGCCUCUAUCUUUCAAAAGUCCCUCAAGUCACCGAAGUUCCAUGCUUUUCAAAAGAUGGUGAUGUCUACUUGCAAUUCAUAUUCGCUGUGUUUAGCAUUGAUGAUACGUUGGAAGUUAAUAAGGUCGAGAGAGUAGCAUAUGAUGAUGUGAAAGCUGUGGAGUAUUUCUUGAAACAAAAGUUUGAAUCACAGCCAGAGAUUGUCAAGGUUGGUAAACUUUCUCUCUGUUCCACCAAGUACUUAGCAACAUUAGAUAAUAGUCUUUAG
This is a messenger RNA of Microthlaspi erraticum, 2013 nucleotides long. NCBI's taxonomy places the organism in Eukaryota, Viridiplantae, Streptophyta, Magnoliopsida, Brassicales, Brassicaceae. The record is from the annotation of a GenBank genome assembly.